Triplophysa rosa is the source of this 3030-nucleotide messenger RNA. It is a transcript of the gene shisa8b, whose product is annotated as shisa family member 8b. Gene Ontology annotation, cellular component: postsynaptic density; dendritic spine membrane; postsynaptic membrane. Gene Ontology annotation, biological process: regulation of short-term neuronal synaptic plasticity; regulation of AMPA receptor activity. The record is from RefSeq and is a predicted model, not a curated record. NCBI's taxonomy places the organism in Eukaryota, Metazoa, Chordata, Actinopteri, Cypriniformes, Nemacheilidae. The transcript is spliced from 5 exons.
AUGACCACCGAGAUGAGUUUAAUAAGUAUCCGGUGAAUCAUGGCUGGAUAUUCUUUUUUGCUACAUCUUCUGCUGACCGGCAUUCUGAGCUGGGCCUCUAAAGCACAUGAAGAAAGUACCACUGAAAUGGACAUCCAACCAGCCAAUCAGACUGAAGAUGCUUUAUUGAUUUCUGUGACAUCAGAAGGGCCUCUAUCAUUAACAACACCUGGAGAGGUGGAGGAGGACACUGUGCCAUCCACUGGCAGCCGUUGCCGAGGUUACUACGAUGUGAUGGGUCAGUGGGAUCCUCCUUUUAAUUGUAACGUGGGCGUGUUCCUGUAUUGCUGUGGCACCUGUUUUUACCGAUUCUGCUGCCAGUUCCGUCAGCAACGGCUGGACCAGACCUCUUGCUCUAAUUAUGACACUCCCAUUUGGGCCAACACUGGAAAACCUGUGGCCACCAACACCGAGGUCCAGCCAGACCAUGAACGAGAUCGCACCCAUAUGAUUGUGUACAUCAUCUGUGGUGUGGUGGCCAUCAUGGUCCUGGUGGGAAUCUUCACCAAACUGGGACUGGAGAAGAGCCGUGGAGGCCAGAAUGACCUCAGUAACUCCAGGACGCUGCAGGAAUUGCUGAAGCAACCGGGCGGUGAGGUGAGUCCCGUGGAUGGACCUCUAAGCACGACCCCCAGAGGAGCAAAUGGCAUCUCUGCCAGGAUGCUUCGCAGCCGCAGCGAACAGUACCAUCUAAACAACGCUGGUUUCUUUUUUGGUACACCCGUCGGACUCCCUCAUCCUGAAAGCAACCUCAGUAUACCAGGCCUCGCGCUAAACAAGUACACCUCUCUAAAAGCUGUCGCUAAUACUGCAACCCGAGACUACUACAAGAGUUAUCCAUUAAUGGAUUUCUCCCAACAUCAUUCCCCUCCUGCACGCUUCCAACCAAUGCAUACGCACCUAAAAGACAAGUCCUACCUUCACCAGGUUCUCCCCUCCCAUGACAUCCAUUCCCCCCUCUCCAUCUCAAUCCCAACCAACCAACUCGAGAGGUCCAGCAUCCCAAAGACAAUCACCCACCCUCAUCUUUCAAGUUCAGCCUUCAAAGCUUGGGAGUCUGGGCAAAGACAGGUGUACCGGCAGACCUCACAUCCAGGACACUCCAAUCGCAGACAGACUUCGGUCCACAGGAGGCAGUACAGUGAAGAAGUGCUGCCUGAGUUCUUCUCCCGGCCCUCGGGUUAUGGGGGACACCCAUUGUACCAUCCCUAUCACGAACUUAAGGCCUACCAGACGAACAGCAAGACAGAGGUCACUGUCUGAGCAAUGGAUGUGCAAAAGAAUACAAUGUCGUGAUUGUGUGGUCAUCUUUAUGCUGUAUAAGCACAACCUCAGGAUCAAUGAGUGGGAUAAAAGACACUUUUUACAGUUUGUUCUCCUGCUCAAGGACUGGGUCAAAAAACACAGAUGAGAUUUGUGCAUACAUUUCAGUAGGGGGUUAGUUUUUUUAUUUUAUCUUCUGUAAAUUGUAGUAAAAUUUUGUGACAACAUUUUAUCAGAACAAGCACUGUCAUUGUGAGAAGCAUAACAACAAGCAAUUUGGUUCCUGCGAGUUAUACACAUUGGAACAAACGAAUCAUGUUGAACAAAAUGUUUAAGUGAGUUUUUUCCUUACGGAUACAGAUUUUUGUCUAUGGCUGGUUGCCACAUAAUGUGAGGCUGAAAGAAUCCAGUCAGAUGCUCAAAGCAUCUGGACUAUCGACCUGGGAAUGACACCAAAAUCGUAUAGAGAAUGUGAAGCUGAUGUCACGCCCUAUGUUGCAUUUUGCAGUGCUGCCGCCAUCUUAGGAGGAUAAUGCUCCACUGCUAUUAUUGUUUUGAUAUGUACCGUUACUUGUUUUGUUUGAUAUAUGGAGAAUUCGAAAGUGAAAGAACUAUGGGCUUUUCCUGAACGACUCGGCGUAAUGCUAUUGCAGUUUUAACACAGCAAAACUGACCUACCAUAGUUAUAUUCCCUAAUAAAAAAACAAGAAACUCAAGAAAAACAAAACACUGCACUGAAUGCACUAGCAGCCAUCCUCCCAAGGUGGCACAACAUUCAAUAUGGCGUGACGUAGCUUCACAUUCUCUAUAGAACAAGCUAUGCAAUUGCAGAAUAUCAGCUCUAGUAUUUAAGGAAUAGCUCACCCAAAAAUGUAAAAUAUGGCAGAAUGUUGAUAACUUCAAAUCUUUAUCAUUGUGUUGCCAUAUUUAAAUUUAUUGUUUGCUCUUACGGCUUUGUUUUGGUCUUAUUUGGCCUAAAGAAGCUUAAUCGUUCUUAAUCGUUCAGACCUAUCAUUUCAUCCCAGAACACUCUUACUUUUAUAGAUGGAUGUGCUUUUUUCAACUUUAACAUUUUGGGACCUAUGUAUAUAAAGUAACUGCUUUUUUGUUUUAAAUAUAUAUAUAAACUUGUGUUCAAAUGAAGAAAGGAAGUCAUAUACUGUACAUCUAGUUUGAAACAACGGUAAGUUAUUAGAGAAUUUUAAAUUUGGGGCAAACUAUUCCAGUAACACUUAACUUCACAAUAAGGCUAUUUGUUAACAUUAGUUAAUGCAUUGGCUAACAUGAACUAAUGGUGAACAAUACUUCUACACCAUUUAUUAACCUUAGUUUAUGUUAAUUUUACCAUUGACUGAUACAUUGUUAAUCAUUUGUAAUUGUUAUUAAUGCAUCAUGGACUAACAUAAACAUUUGUAUUGAUAUGAAAAUCUACUGUAUAUUGCUCAUUGUUAGUUCAUGUUAGUUACAACUAAAUACAAGCUUAUUGUAAUGUAUUACUACUAUUCCUUUAAUUGCUGAAAUAAAUUUCUCACAGGCACUAGCUGUCAAGGUAAGCAUUGGUGUGUUUACCUUCAUGCUUGUAUUACAAAGUGGGUUAACCAAACAUUUACCUUAAAGACAAUGUAUCAAAACUAUAAGAUGUUUUUCAACACAAAUUAGCACUUGACUGACUGGAUUUGAUACCUGAUAACUGCCCUCUGCUGUAGGAUGGAUACGAAAGCUACAAAA